UCUAUGUCACUUCUCAGGAGACUUCCCUUUUUAAUAAGAGCAGCCAAAUACACCCUGCUGCUGAAAUUCCACUUUUGAAGGAGGGAUUAGAAAGCUUCCCUCCUGCAUUCCCUCUAGUGCCCCCUUUUCAGGAACCUAUAGCACUUAAAGGCCAAUGUCAAUGUCAGUAAACCUAUCCCCAGGAGCUACAGUGGAAAAAAGCACUGGGUUAGGUUGCUCUGAGUGUCUCUGAAAUACUUCAUUGCCUCUCAAAACGAAAAGCCCACACUCAGGAAUCAGCUGGAACCUGGCCGGCAACAGACAUCAAGAGAACCGUUCACUUGAAAAAUAAAUAAGAAGCUGUUGUCUAAAUCAAGAUGUUUAAAAUACGUAAAGCUAAAGAGGAGCAGCCAACUGCUCCAGGGCAGGUGAGAAUUAAAAAGAAGUCAAGUGUGCCCGGAGUUAUGAUCACGCAGUAUGUGGAAGAACUACCUGAAGGCAUGGCCACCCCAGAUUUCACUCGGAAACCCAUUGCUCUAACUAUUCAAGAAGGAAAAUGUGCAGUCUUCAGAGCAGUCAUUACUGGCAAACCAACACCGACUGUGACCUGGGUGAGAAAUAAUGGAGAAAUUGAUGACGAAAGGUGGAAAAUGGUCCAUGAUACAAAUUCUGAUGAAUACCAACUACAGAUGCCUGAUGUAACGGCGGAUCAAGCUGAUACCUACAAGUGUUUUGCCAAAAAUGAAUAUGGAAAAGCGGUUGUAACUGCUACGCUUAAUAUUAUUGAGGUUGGCUUUAAGAAGACCCGAGCCAUGCAGGAAACAAGAACAGCUGUUCGACAGACACCUGAGGACUUCAAAAAGGCCUUAAAAAAUAAGGUUGACCCUGUCGUAAAAGAAGAGAAGAAACCGGAAAUUGAUGAACGUUUUUGGGAACUGUUGAUGAGUGCAGACAAGAAAGAUUAUGAGUCCAUCUGUGCUCAGUAUGGUGUCACUGAUUUUCGUGGGAUGCUAAAAAAACUAAGUGAGAAGAAGAUGGAAAGGGAGCAAGAGCAAGAAAAGGUUGUUGAAAGACUAUGCAACCUAAAGCCCAUUGAAUUGAAAGGUGAUGGUGAUGCAGAGUUUGAACUUGAAAUGACACUGAAAGACCCUACAAGCAAAAUCUUCAUAUUCAAGGAUGGAGUUAUGAUUCCGUAUGAUAUGGAUACAGAAGUAAAACAUGGACUGAAGCAAGUGGGAAAGAAGUUUGUGUUUAGCAUCAAUGGUGUUGACCCAGACGAUGCAGGAUUAUACCAAGUGGAGGUUGAUGGAGUUAAGAUCUUCUCAACUGACUUCAAACUUCCCCCUGUGGAGUUCUUGGUCAAGAUUCAAGAUGUGAAAGCAGAGGAAAGAGAAGACGCCGUGUUUGAGUGUGUCAUCUCACAUCCCUUGAAAAAGAUAAAUUGGACGGGAAAGAGUGCCCCAGUAGAGCAAGGAGACAAGUAUGACAUCAUUGUGUCAGAAGACAUGCUGAUUCACACAUUGGUGGUGAAGGACUGCAAGCUAUUGGACAAAGGAAUUUAUGCGGCUGUGACUGGACAAAACUCUUGCAAUGCCUGGCUUAUAGUGGAAGCUGACAGUGAACCAACCACAAAAGGAAAGAAGAAAGCUCGCAAAACAACCAGAGCAGGUGGUGGUGGAGCCGAACUUUUGAAGAUUGCUGAGGAGCAACGUGCUAAGGUACAGAAAGAUAGGGAGGAGUUGAUUGCAAGGGCAAAGGCGGAGGCAGAAGCAGCAGCUGCUGCAGCUGCAGCUGAGAAGGCGGAAAGAGAAGCCAAAGCUAAAGCCGAAGCAGAAGCCAAAGCAAAGGCAAAGGCAAAUGAAAAGGUAAAGGCGGAAGCUGGAGAAUGCGCAGAUAAAGCAGAAGCAACCACAGUUGAGGAGGAAGAGGAUAAAGAUGACAAAGAAGAUGGUGCAGCAUCAUCAGAACCCAUGGAAAAGGUACAAGCAAAGGAGGGAGAGGCAUCUGCUGAAGAUGCUGAAGAAGGGGAGACUGUUCAAGAGAAAAGAAAGCGAGUGCGAGCAGGCCCACUUGUCCCUGAAACAGUCAUUGACCCAGGAGUAUACUUCACCAGCGCACUGUCAGAUGUAACCGCAAUCAUUGGUAGUGAUGCAGAACUGGUCUGCCAGCUGAGCAGUGAGGACUGGGAUGCAGCCUGGUACAAAAAUGGGAAUGAGAUAACAGCUACAGAUGAUAUCUGUAUUGUUAAAGAUGGGACCUACCGCAAACUAAUUAUUAAGAACUGCAAAGAAGAGGAUUCUGGAAAGUACCGAUGUGAAGCUGAUGGGCGUAAAACAGAAGCUGCGUUAACUGUUGAAGAUCCUCCAAGAAUUAACGCAGAUGACCUCACAGAGUUCAUAAAACCUGUCAUAAUCAAAACUGGGAAAGAUGCAGCCUUCAAGCUAUCCUUUGUUGGCCGGGAGCCCAUGAAGAUCCAGUGGUAUAACGACGGUGAAGAGCUGUUGGAGGACAACCAUAUCAAAAUCGAAAAAUCUUCCUCACACAGCCGCCUGCUGCUAACCAAGUGCCAACGCAAAACCACAGGAGAAAUUAAGAUCAAGAUUAAAAAUGAAUGUGGAACAACUGAGGCCAUCUCUCAGCUCAUUGUGUUAGAUAUACCAACACCACCCCUUGGCCCUGUGGAUAUCAUUGAAAGUUCGGCGGCUUGCAUUGACUUCAAAUGGAGGGUUCCCAAAGACAACGGCGGUUCCUCUAUCACAGACUACAUCCUGGAGCGCCAACAAAUUGGCCGAAACAGCUGGAAAAAAUUAGGCAAGAUUGGCCCAGAGGCUAAAUACAGGGACAUUGAUGUGGAUCAUGGAAGAAAGUACUGCUACCACAUCAGGGCGGAAACCGAUCAAGGCAUCAGUGAAAUGAUGGAAACGGAUGACAUUCAGGCAGGGACAAAGGCCUACCCUGGACCUCCUUCUACGCCAAAGAUUAUUAGUGCUUUCAAAGACUGUAUCAAUCUUGCUUGGUCUGCACCCACUAAUACUGGAGGAACCAACAUUUUGGGAUACAACAUAGAGAAACGGAAGAAAGGCAGUAAUCUGUGGGGCUAUGUCAACCCACUCGAUGAGCCCAUCAAAGAGAAAAAGUAUGCAGUGAAGGAUGUUGUGGAAGGCAUUGAGUAUGAGUUCCGUGUAUCAGCUAUCAACAUUUCUGGUGCGGGAGAGCCAAGUUCGCCUUCUGAAUUUGUGUUUGCAAGAGAUCCAAAAAAGCCCCCUGGUAAAGUUAUUGACCUGAAGGUGACAGACUCCACAUACUCCACUUUAUCGCUGGGCUGGUCCAAACCCACGGAGGAAGAAGCGGUCAAAGACGAGGCUAAAGGAUACUUUGUGGAGCUCAGACCAGCAGAAAACCCGGAAUGGGGUCGCUGUAACUCCAAUGCUAUCAUUAUGUCCUCCUAUACUAUUAUGGGUCUAAAGUCUAUGGCCAUGUACUGGGUAAGAGUUGUAGCCACCAAUGAGGGUGGAGACGGUGAGCCUCAAGAAUUGGACAACUACAUCAUUGCAAUGCCUCCUCCAGUACGGCCACAAUUUACUGACAAAAAAAUGAAGAACUUUGUGGUAAUGAAAGCUGGGAAUUCUGCUCGGAUCAACUUCAACUUUAAGGCCUCGCCAAUACCAGCUAUCAAAUGGCUCAAGGACGGUCAUUCUGUUCCCAAGCAUGUGACAGUGAGCAACACAGACACGUCAUCGCAGUUAAUGAUCCCCUCCUCAGAGCGCCAUGACACUGGGGUCUACACAAUCAUUGUCAAAAACCUUGUCGGUCAGGAGACCUCUAGUGUUGAGAUAAGAGUCACAGAUGACCCCAAGCCUCCAGGCCCUGUGGAGCUGGAGGAGAACGUGUCGGGAACAGUGACGAUCUCCUGGACUCCCUCUCCGGAUGAGACGAAAGACGACCGGCUGCACUACAUGAUCACCAAGCACGAUUCUGUUAAGCGAAACUGGCAGACUGUGGCAGACCGUCUCUUCAAUAACAAGUUCACGGUCAUCAACAUCAUGCCGGGAAGGGAGUAUAAGUUCCGGGUCUAUACCAAGAAUGACAUGGGGAUUUCCGAGCCCACUGAGUCCGCCAUCUGGGAAGUGAAGAGAAAAACAGAAACCUUUUCUCUGAACCUUCCUGUCUCUAAAAACUGCAACUUUGAGACCCCUCCCUCAUUCUCUGUUCCACUGAAAAUGCACAAAAGUCCAGAGAGCUACGAGUGCUACAUGAGCUGUGCAGUGACAGGAAACCCCAAACCUUAUGUUACCUGGUACAAGAAUAACAUUAGCCUCAACACCAACACUAACUACUACAUCACUAACACAUGUGGGGUCUGUUCUAUGGUGAUACUCCGAGUUGGGGCCAAGGACAGUGGGGAUUACACAGUCACUGCAGAAAACACUCUGGGCAGAGUAGAGUGUUCAACUAAACUUGUUGUUGAAGAUUAGGAUGAUGCAGCUGGCCUUAACUCCUGAAGAUGCCUGUUCUAUUUAAAGUAUUGAAUAUAAAGGAUUUGCCAUUUUGCCAACGGCGGAGAAGAAAAAAAACAGAAACAGAAAAGCUCUUGAUGACUAUCCACAAAUGUUUUCAAGCACCAUUAACAAAUGAGACAGAUUUAAAUUGUGAAACUUGAUUUUUUUUGUAAUUGAGUGCAAAGUUUAUGAAUGUAUUUAAAGUCAAUUUAUCUAGUGGAUGCAAAGAAGACACAUCCCAGAUUCAACAAUAAUGAUAUGCUAAUCUCGCACCCAAACGGGUUAUUGCUCACCUUUAAUUUUUUUCCCUGAGCUGUAAUUAUAGUUUCCUCUGCUGUGUUCUGAGUAAGAGAAAAUGAGCUGUCUUCUCUGAAGUUCUUACCUCAUGGGAAAUUGAAGAUAUGACAAUAUGUCUAACUGAGUAUGUCUUAGUGUUUGUAUGUCAAGUAUUAUCAAUCACUGUGCCAAAAUAAAUAAAUCUUUCCCUGUGCAACAGUGAA
This is a messenger RNA of Etheostoma spectabile (orangethroat darter), 4978 nucleotides long. RefSeq names its product immunoglobulin like and fibronectin type III domain containing 1, tandem duplicate 3 (gene igfn1.3). Gene Ontology annotation, cellular component: M band. Gene Ontology annotation, biological process: sarcomere organization. The transcript is spliced from 24 exons. Bases 357 to 4454 code for a protein of 1365 amino acids. NCBI's taxonomy places the organism in Eukaryota, Metazoa, Chordata, Actinopteri, Perciformes, Percidae. Gene Ontology annotation, molecular function: protein binding. The record is from RefSeq and is a predicted model, not a curated record.